Messenger RNA from Ectocarpus siliculosus, 3456 nucleotides. The record is from the annotation of a GenBank genome assembly. Lineage: Eukaryota; Phaeophyceae; Ectocarpales; Ectocarpaceae.
AUGACGAAUCCAAUUGGUAUCCUCGCCCAGGCGCGGCGGCGCGCUCGGUCUGUAGCCUGCGUGGCCACUGCUGUCUCCGCCGCGUUCUUGUUGGUUACUGGCGGGAUAGUCUCUGGUUCUUCUCACGCAGCUCUUAGCGGGAACACCGGGCCGCAGCCGCACCACCAGUACCCUGCUGCUGCCGACUUCCAAUGGCAGCAGCAGCAGUCGCACGCAAAGCGACAGCGAAAACACCAAAGCGAAGGCGCAACGACAGCUGCGCGGCCACGGCUGUACCCCGAAGCGGACGAUUCUCGACAUGGAGUGCUGCUCUCCCGAAAGAAGGUCACUCCGCUACAUCACAGCAGCAGCAGCAGCGGUAGCGCUUCAACCUCUGCACAGACGACGGCGCUGCUGCAUGAAGAGCAGCGGGAGACGCAACAGGCAGGGAGGCAGAACCUGAAAGGCAGCCGAAAGCGAAGGGCGGCGGCAGCAGCAGCAGCAAAGGACAACGACGACGACCAGGAGGGUGACCAGCCACCUCAAGAACAAGAAGACGGAACGCCGGCUCCAGAACGCACCCCUCUACCUACCCCCGACCCCACCCAAGCGCCCACGCCCGAUGCUACCGAAGCACCGACGCCCGCCCCUACCCAAGCACCCACGCCCGACCCUACCCAAGCACCCACGCCCGACCCUACCCAGGCACCUACUCCUGACCCCACUCAAGCACCGGUCCUUGCGGCAACGCCAGCGCCUACGCCAGCAGCGGAGGAGGCCAGCCCGGCGCCCGCGGCCGCGGCAACUCCAGGGCCUGUUGAGGAUGGGGGAGGCGGGGGAGACGACAACAAGGUCGCCACGCCCCGCUUCACGGGCACGGCCCAGCACUCCGUCAUGUCCUACACGGACCACAUCGAGUGCGACACCGAGGGCGCCACAAUCCGCUACACCCUGGACGGUUCCGAUCCCGUCUCCACGACAACGGCGUCGGUGCACGAGGUGCCCCCUGGGGGCUCGGUGUUUGUGAAAACGAUCGGAACGGUGACCAUCCGGGCGGUCGCAACGAAGGAGGGAAUGGAAAAUUCGGACGAGGCGCAGAAAACGAUCACGAUUCAGGAACAAGUCGAAGAUCCUGCCCUGUUUUUCGCGGGCGAGAGCGCGACUGCCGACGUAACCGACGAAGAAAACGCCUUCCUGCGGACCGUCGCCAUCACCAUGAACUGCUCCACACCCAACACCACCGUGCGGUACACUACGGAUGGCGUUUCCGUCCCGGGGGACACGUCCCCGUCGGUAGAGCCCGGGACCGUGGUGCAGUGGUCGGAGGAGGGCACGUGGGAGUUCAGGGUGGUGGCGGUGGCGGACGGCCUGUACCAGAGCGAGCUCACCAUGUGGCCGGUGACGAUCGUUGCGCCCAGGACCGACGAGUACCCCGUCGCGGGGUCGUCGGGAGACGUAACAGCAUUCGAAGCCGUCUACGCUGCCCCUGCGGCGGAGCUGGAGCAGCAGGAGGUGCUGGGUCCCGGCUACGGCGACCAGUGCGAAGGCGGCGCGCGCGUCGUUAGGGGGAAGCUUCUCCGGGUGUUUAACCCGAGCGGCCACUUUUCGUUCGCGCCGCCGCCGGGUGCUUGCGGCGGCGAUGGCGAGGAGCACGCCCUCUCUCCGGCGUCCCAGACAAGCCGAGGCUUCGAGGCGGUCCGCCGAACCGCCCCGCUCCUGGACGGCGAGUCCCCGGAGGACGCCAGGGUUCGCCUCGACCUCGACUCCCGAGAAGCGGCCUGGCGCGCGGCCGGCGGAGGUAACGGAUGCCAGGCGGCGGCCGCGGGAGGCAUGCUUCCGCCGCUGAGCGGCGACGGCGGGAGUUGUGCGGUUGGCCAUCUUGUCGGCGCCGGUCAAGUCUUCCAGGCGGAAGAAGGGACGGCGAUGGUGAGCUUCGGAGUCCGGGGAGACAGCUUCGUGGUGGGAACAAUCACCGCCGAGGAGGUACUAGACGAACAGAACCCUUUCCAAAACCUCAUCUCCGGAGCCGGGUGGUUGGUGCGCGCGGGAGUCAACCACGUCGAGGCCUCGGCGAGAGACGGGCACCUGGACAUCUUGCUCGACGAUGACGAAGAUGGCGAAGGAGAGGAGGGCGGCGGUAGUAGCGGCAGCGGCAGCGGCAGCAGCAGCGUGGGGGUUGGCGAGGGAGGGGCGCUGGACGACCUCCUCGUGGCGAAGCUGGCACGUACCGCGAUCGGCCACGACUCUGAGGGUCGCUUGAUCUUGCUGCAGACCUCCGGCGCAGCCGCGGGGUCCGACCAGGACACAGCCAUCCCGGACGGUCUCGACCUGUCUGAGCUGGCGGACGUGCUCGUGGAGGCCGGGGCUGUAAACGCCAUCAACCUGGUCGGAGGCGCGCCGUCCGCGAUGAUGGUGAACGGCAGCGCGAUCGUGGACCCGGCAGGGCCGUGCUCAACGUCGGCGGAAGAUAGCGACAGCUACGGCGGGUUUAGGGACGGCUCCGCCCUGCCACGGUGCGAAAUCCCGGUAUCGAGCAUCGUUUGCGUCCACCUGGACCCUCCGCCGCUGAUCGAAGGUGCCGAAGGUAUCGAUGGCACUCCCUCGCCGAGCCUACAGCCCACCUCCUCUUCUUCGGCUGCCGCUGUGCCGGCCGGAGAUGACUGGGGUGGCGGUGGGUGGGACAGCAGCAGUGGUGGCGGCGAGAGCAGCGGCGACAACACGGAGGAGGCGCGGCUGCGGUGGACGCGGGAGCUGUGUGGGGGCAACGGCACGGGCAACGCGACGAGCCUGUGGGAGCACCUGGACAAUGUCGAGGAGUCGGUGCUGAGGUACAAGAUCGCGUUCUGGGUGGCAGCGGUUCUGGGCAUGGCGAGCCUGUACCUGAACAUCCAGCACCAGAAGAGCAACUCGUCCUCGACCUCUCGGUCGGCCGAGCUCGGCGGGAGCGCCUACAGCCGGCAGCUCCAGCAGCAGCAGCACGUCGGCCUGGUCAACGGAGGGACCGUCAAGACCGGCACGAGCAGCACCAAGUCCCCCACGGGGAUAGUCGAGAUGGUUGGCAGGGGAGGGGGCGGGGUAGGGGGUAGCAAACGGGGGUCUCGCAGCAGCAGGCGGAAACGUGGUUCCAGCACCGGAGGGGGGUACGCCAGAUUGAACGGGGGAGACGCUGAAUGGGACGAGGACGGGGGGGGUGGCGGUGGUGCGCACGCGGCGAUGAUGGACAGCGAAGAGGAGGUCGACCUUGGUCUGGCACCAACGCGAACGUCGUCCCGAUCCAAGCGCGAGAAAGGCAAAGGCGGUCGCUUGAGAAAGGCUCUCGCCAAGGUCUCUAGGGGAGGAGGAGGGGGGGGCGCACAGGGGGGGGGGGCUGACCUCCAUGCUGCUGCCAUGGGAAUCAAUCCCUUCCGUGGGGGCGGGAGGGGGGACCCCCCAAGGGGCUCCCGAAAAAUUUACGAUGAGGAAGGGACCUGGGCGUGA